This is a messenger RNA of Bradysia coprophila, 2046 nucleotides long. RefSeq names its product protoporphyrinogen oxidase (gene Ppox). Gene Ontology annotation, molecular function: protoporphyrinogen oxidase activity, oxygen as acceptor. The record is from RefSeq and is a predicted model, not a curated record. Gene Ontology annotation, biological process: heme biosynthetic process. Gene Ontology annotation, cellular component: mitochondrial inner membrane. NCBI's taxonomy places the organism in Eukaryota, Metazoa, Arthropoda, Insecta, Diptera, Sciaridae.
GUGAUAGUUUUGGUCCUUCGACGUCAGGUCGUUGGUAUUGGAUGAGUUGGGAUUUCGUAUUCUGCGUAAAAGGCCAAAUAUAAAAAUUGAUGAUUUGGAUGGUCUUAUCGCGUAUAAAUUACCUCCAAAAAUCUCAAUUUCAAACGACCUGUUGUGACAUUAAAAAACACAUCGCGCUGCUUAAUCACCGAAUAGUUUGUUGUUAGUUUUUUGGCAAUUUUGACUUUGCGCUCAAACUCAGUGUUAUCCGUAAUACGCGCCUUUAUUUCAAUAUUGCGCAAUGUAUUCGGUGUUUCGAUCAUAUUGUAUCGGAUUAAAUUGGACAAUUUAAUGUAAGUAAAACCGCCGGAGUGUCUUAACAAUAUUUGCGAGUCUAACCUCUUACGAAGAUAAAAGAAAAUAAAAAAGCGCGUAGUGAACACACACAGCCAAACAUAUCGAAUGAACGCGAUAAAUAAAUUCUGUGGUGUCAUUGUGCAAUAUUUUACUAUUCUGUCAUUCAGUUCGACAGAUAAAAUUUGAUUUAAAAAAAGUCGUCAAUUAUUACGUCCUGCCAUUUAAAGUGUUCGAAAUUAACACACAUCUGACCGGCACAUCGGUUAUGGUAGUACCAAGAAAUGGCCAACGUACUUGGUGGUGGAAUUAGUGGAUUAUCAGCCGCAUACUAUCUGUCAAGGACUGUAAAAUCACCAACAGCACUGUUUGAAUCGUCCGACCGAAUCGGAGGAUGGAUUAAAUCUACUCAACAGCCGGGUUACAUUUUUGAGUCUGGUCCUCGAACAAUUCGACCUGCUGGCAUUAAGGGAAAAAAUACUUUGCAAUUGAUCGAAAAUGUUGGCCUAUCCGACCAGGUCCGUCCAAUAUGUGCCAGUCAUCCGGCAGCUAAAAAUCGAAUGAUUUAUGCGAAUGGAAAAUUGAAUUUGUUACCAUCGGCUGUCGGAGAUAUUUUCAAAACAUUGCCACCGUUUUCAAAGCCACUCAUUUCAGCCGUUAUCCAUGAUCUUGUCACGCAACGGAAUGCCACUAAUUUGGACGAUGAGUCGAUUUAUAGCUUCACCGAACGGCGAUUUGGUAGAGAAAUUGCAGAAUACGCGAUUAGCCCAAUGAUUUGUGGAAUUUGCGCCGGCGAUGCGAAGCGGAUCAGUGUGAAGUUUUUGAUGGAAGACAUUUUUCGGAAUGAGCAAAAAUACGGUGGAGUGAUCAGAGGUGCAAUUAUGAAUUCAAUUUUCGGAAAGAAGCAGAAAGACGAAUCCGUUGACAGUCAACUGAUAAGUCGAUCGGUUCAGGAAAAAUGGCGAAUCUAUUCAUUGGCUGGAGGCUUACAAAGUCUACCAAAUACUCUGUGUUCACACGUUCAGCAACAGACGCAGACCAAAGUUCACUUUAACGCACAAUGCACACAAAUCAAGUUUAGUCCCAACGAAGUAAUUUCAACCGUUAACAAUGAAGAAUUCCCCAGUAAUGCCAUCAUUUCGUCCAUUCCAAGUUAUAAAUUGGCUGGCCUAGUUCGUGAUCAACAUCCCAAACUUUCGCAACUUUUAGACGAAAUUAUUUACGUCGACGUGGCCACUGUUAACAUUCAAUUCGACAAGCCAAAUCUAUUGGAAAGUCCCGGUUUUGGUUUCCUGGUUCCUCCUAGCGUAAAUCGACCGAUAUUGGGUGUGAUUUUUGACAGUGAUUGCUUCGACAUCACAGAUCAUACAUUGUUGACUGUCAUGAUGGGCGGACAUUGGUUUCACGAAAAAUUUGGUGCCAAUCCAAGCGAACAGCAUCUGCUGGAUGUUGCGUUGGAUGAAAUAAAAUCAAUUUUAAAAAUUGAUGAAGUGCCUAACCAGACUAAAGUGAACAUUUUGCGGAAGUGUAUACCCCAGUAUGUUGUUGGACAUCGUAAGCUUGUCAACGAUAUUAGAACCUACAUAAAGGAUCAUAAGUUGCCGCUAUUUUUAUGUGGAGCUGCCUACGAUGGGGUUGGUGUUAAUGACGUUAUUUAUUCAUCGAAGAUGGCUGUUAACGAUUUCUUAAAUAAAUAAAUUCGUAGUUUUAUGA